Molecule: messenger RNA, 2031 nt
Organism: Purpureocillium takamizusanense
Lineage: Eukaryota; Fungi; Ascomycota; Sordariomycetes; Hypocreales; Ophiocordycipitaceae
Exons: 1
Coding region: 371-1330 (319 amino acids)
Source: RefSeq, a predicted model, not a curated record
CCUGGCUUUCUUUUCAACGGCCCUGUCUGUCCCCUUAAGCUGCGCUGCGCUGCAAUUCUCUCUCUUGUCGCCGGCCGCCAGCUCUCCGCCAGCUCCCGUACAGCUGCUCCCUCCGGCUCUUCCCCAUGCCGAGCACCGUGCUGCUCGUGACGUUGCCUCGCCUAACCAGCAUCUCACCGCUACCAACGUCACUGCCCGGGCCGUCGACUGUCCAGCCCUGAAGCCGCCCAACGGCCACCCAUCGAGGACUAUCAGCAUUGGUGCACCUGAGGUACCAGACACCAAGUGCAUGCAAAGCGCGGCGUCCUGAACCUCGUCCACCGUGACAUAUCCAACGAUUCGACCGCCGCCGCACGCGACACUCGAGACCAUGGCUCCCGAUCCCGACUCCCAAGUCCUCACGACGCUGCCCUCGGGCGAGCCCAUCGACUCGUCGGCGCCGCCCUCGCUCCCUCCGCCGAGUAGAAAGACCCCCCUCGGCGCCCUACUUGGCGCCGGCCCGUCUCACGUCGACGCCUUUAUCUCCCACCUCUACCGCUGUAUGCAAAGCCGCGCCGGCGCCGACACCGUCCUCCUCUUCCUCUGCUACUCGACACGCCUCACGGGCUCAAUUCUUGAGACCCUGAGCCGCCCCAUUCUACAGCUCUCGGCCCGCCGCCUUGUCGCUUUGGCUUUUAAGCUGCCUCCCGCCACCACGGUCGUCCUGGCUUCGGCGAAGCCUCAGCCGCCGCUCGCCGCCUUCGCGCUCCGCCUCGGCGGGUACUUCAAAGCCGCCGCCGCCCUUCUGAGCGAGACGCGGACCAUGGGCCGCCUCUGGGGAUUGUUGGGCAUCUACUUUGCCGCCAAAAGGCUAGUUCUCAAGUCACGCGCCAGAAGACAGGCUGUGGGCUCGGAAAAGGCCGUCGAGGCGCAGGACGCUGGGGAGGUCCUCUUCGACACGCUCGUGGGUUACGCGCAGGUCAUAUCCCUCAUCGCCUACCAGGCCUGCGAGAACGUGGCCUACCUGUCUAGCAAGAAGGUGCUUCCCUUUUCGCCCAAGACACAGGGGCGGCUGGGGUCCAUCAGCGUGCGCUCCUGGGGCGCCUACGUCGGCAUGGAGCUGGGCAGGCUCCUCGUUGAGCGGUCGCGCAAGGUCAGCAGCGGCGCCGCGGCCAAGGACCCCAAGUGGGCGGCGUCGUGGAUGACCGACUUUACGCGCAACCUAGCGUGGGCGCCGCUGACGGUGCAUUGGAGCAUGGAGAAGGGUCCUCUGCCGGACCUGGCUGUGUCGCUGCUGGCGGCGUACCCGUCCGUCGGUGCCAUGAGAGACCUCUGGUGCGAGACAGCUUGAGGAAGAAGGUGAGGGACGGGGGCCCGAGGCCUGAUUGAAGGAACGAGCGGCGUGGCGCAUACAGCGCGGGAGUAUCAUGGCUGGGACGUCCAGGAUCUACUAGACUUUUUUAUUUGUUGUCGGUUCUGGCACAGGCUUGGAAAGCCUCUCAGGAGGAUCGUUGGUCCACCAGACGGAUGGACAGUCAGUUUUAUUAUAGAUGGAGCUGCGCACGGGGAAAUCACCGUGGGUCUCGCAGGCAGGCUGCAUGUGGCGCGCGACAGGGGCCGCCGUGAGUUCAUGCGACUCGCUCAGCCUGGGCCAAGCAACCCAUUUGCUUGUGCGUACUUUGCACGCGUCUGUUUUUCAUGUGGCGACAGUUGGGCGCUGAGUGUAUUGUAUACAAUAGCUCGUGCGUCUGGGUCAAGUAUACCAUCUAUCCAAAUUCAUCAUGAGCGGCGACGAUUCGAGCCGCGUUUGGUAUCAAGAACCGCGACUCUCCACCUCAUGGGAUGCGCAAGAGCCCAAAACACCAUGAGACUCCAAGUCGUCUAACGUAGUUUCCCCUUCUCGUCCGUGCCCGACGCCGGUUGAAGGGGGCUCACAUGCGCAAUCGCAUAAUCUCAUUCUUCGUCCAAUAGCGCCUCAUAUUCUCCGCGCCCAACGCGCGCACCUCCUCGUCGAGGUGCGCCCACAGGACCUGGCCCCAGCCCUCCAUGCGG